AUGCUUGCCACCUUCUCCCUUCUGCUCGGCGCCGCCGCCGUGAUGCCAUUUGCCACUGCACAAGUCAGCAUCGAAGGCUAUACCGGACGACAAUGCAACAGCGCGCUGGAAUUCACGGUAACGGCGAGCGACGACUGCACCAAUGUUCAAGCUCUCUCGUCGAACGUCAACUCGCUCGUCAUCAGCGGCACCCUCGACUCUAGCACGGGCGACGGCGAAGUGUUUCUCUACAGCGAUACGGCUUGCGCGAACCAAAUCACGGGAAUUUUCCCCAAUGCAGACGACCCGGAGUGUUAUGUUCCCGACGAGUCGACGUAUCCAAACGGGGUCGGUUCUUUCAAAGUUGGUCCGGCCCAAUGA
This is a messenger RNA of Zasmidium cellare ATCC 36951, 360 nucleotides long. RefSeq lists its product as uncharacterized. Bases 1 to 360 code for a protein of 119 amino acids. Lineage: Eukaryota; Fungi; Ascomycota; Dothideomycetes; Mycosphaerellales; Mycosphaerellaceae. The transcript has a single exon. The record is from RefSeq and is a predicted model, not a curated record.